AAGGCGGAAGUGAGACGAGGACUUCCCUCUGGACAAUUAUUCAUUCCUCUGGGAGACAGAGUGAGAGGACUGCAGACAUGUCCACAGCCUACAGAAACAGAAUACAGGAGUUCAAAGUGGCCUUGAGUGAAGAAAACAUAAACCUGAAGGCACUAAGGGAGUUAUGCUUCAAUGGAAUCCCAUUUGAAGGCGGCAUACGUGCACUUUGCUGGAAGAUUCUUCUCAAUUACCUCCCUGAUGAUCAGACACUGUGGGAGUCGUUCCUCAAGAAGCAGAGGGGCGUAUACUCGCAGUUCUUGAAGGAAAUGAUCAUACAGCCUGGUAUUGCCAAAGCCAACCUGGGCCUUUCUAGAGAAGACGUGACCAUGGAGGACCAUCCUUUAAAUCCAAACCCAGACAGUCGAUGGAAUACCUACUUUAAAGAUAACGAGAUUCUGCUGCAGAUCGACAAGGACGUGAGGCGGCUGUACCCAGACAUGGCGUUCUUCCAGCGUCCCACUGACUAUCCCUGCCAGCUCAUCCUGGAUCCUCAGAACGACUACGAGACUCUGCGGCGUCGCGUCGAGCAGACAACGCUGAAGGCUCAGACUGUGAACCGCAACCGCAGCGGAGUCACCAACGUCAGUUCACCUGGAAAGUCCCUGAACCUGUAUCCAUCCAACGAGUAUGAGGUGCUGCCCAACGGCAGUGAAGCUCACUGGGAGGUCGUGGAGCGCAUCCUCUUCAUCUACGCCAAACUCAACCCAGGAAUCGCCUACGUGCAAGGCAUGAAUGAGAUCGUCGGGCCGAUCUACUACACGUUCGCCACAGACCCCAACAGUCAGUGGAAAGAGCACGCUGAGGCCGAUACGUUUUUCUGCUUCACCAACCUGAUGUCGGAGAACAGGGACAACUUCAUCAAGAGCCUGGACGACUCUCAGUGUGGCAUCACGUACAAGAUGGAGAGCGUGUACUCGAUGCUCAAGGGCAAAGACCUGGAGCUCUUCAUGAAGCUGGAAGAGCAGAACAUCAAACCCCAGUACUUCACAUUCCGCUGGUUGACGUUGUUGUUGUCUCAGGAGUUCCUGCUGCCGGACGUCAUCCGCAUCUGGGACACGCUGUUCUCCGACGAGGGUCGAUUCCACUUCCUCAUCGUGGUCUGCUGUGCCAUGCUCAUACUCAUCAGAGAGAACUUACUGGCCGGAGACUUCACCGUCAACAUGAGGUUACUGCAGGAUUAUCCGAUCUCGGACGUCCACACGAUCCUGACCAAGGCCAAAGAUCUGCAGGACAACGCUUAACCUGUCGUCCCCUCCUCCUCCUCCUCCCCGUGCACGGGUGUGGUAGGUGGAGCUCCAACGUUACAAACUGUAUCACGUGUGACAUGUUUUUGUGUGGGCGGAGCCCGGCCUCGUGUGUUUGUAAAAAUCAGCACCCUGCCUUCUGAACUGGAUAAGUGAUGUGUGACCAGUGGGGGGCGCUGUGUGGACGUGCCGAAACUAUCGCUUCCUCAGAAGUUGGAGAAGAUGUAGGAGGAGGCGAUACCACUUGCUUCUUGACGCAUUAUGCGAUAUAGACUGACCUGGGAUAAGCAGCGGUCGUCCUCUCAUGGCCACCGCGUUGCCCUGACGGUGGCCGACGGUUGAACGGAAAGACCCACUGCAUUCAGGCAAGCUGUCCGGGCGAGCGGUUCAGUGGGCGGAGCGACAGCGCAUGUUUGUUUUUAAACCUUUUUAAUGUCAGAAAUUCUAUGUUUGCCUUAUCAAGAUCAGUUUCAACCACGUGGCGCGAAGUGAUGGGCGGGGCCUAAUGCAGACGUAAAACGGGGUCAGUGGCGGUGAACAAAGAUGCCAAAGCUUCCUCCCACUGUAUGGAAAAUUUAAGCUAAGAUGUCUCGCACUCUGUUGCUGCCAUGCUGUAAUUGUCAUGUGAAUGGGCGGGGCUUAUGAUUAUACUGCAGCCAACCACCGGGGGGCAAUACGGAUGUUUUACUAUCUUGAUCAACAAUUAUUGAUUUGAAAGUUGCCCUUUUGUCAACUGGAAAUAUAGACACAGUUUGCUUUGACAGUAUAACAUCUGAGAUUAAAUGGUGGUGUUUGUCACAAUGAACAUAAAAAUAAUAACUUAAUAUUUGCAAAGUUUUUCCGUCAACCUGGGUUUUUCAGGGACAACAGAAAAUGUUUCCAAAGGUUUCCCGUUCAUAUUUAAAGAACACAUUCGGAGAUCGUCUCAUCGUACAUGUUUCUAAUAGCAGGAGAACGAGCAUUUUUAAAUCAAACAAACAAACAAACAGGUGAGGGGGGCGGAGCCUGGGUCAAGCUGCAGGAGGCGGGACAUUUGCUUGCUGUGAAUUAUCCAGAGAUUUUCCUGCUGACAUUUUGUCUUGAGGGUCUUUUAUGGAUAUUUACGUUCUUACUGGGGUCGCAACUGAUGAUUGUUUUCAUUAUUCAUUAUUUUCUUGAUCAGUUGAUCUGUUCAUUGGGUUUCCUUAACCUGAAAAAAUGUGUGUUUCUCAAAUGUUGGGUUUUUUUUAAGGAAAGAGGAGCAAAGAAACCAGAAAAUAUCCUCAUUUAAGGAAGCUGAGAUAUCACAAAAUGUAUAAAAAACAAAUCAUACAGAUCAGUCGAUCAUCAAAAUAGAUGGCGACCAGUGCUGGAUUUCAUUUACAGCCUCUCUAGACUGAAGUGUGGGGUUUUUACAUGAUUUUUUUCUGGCUCAUACAUUUAGCCAAUUUUCUUCCAUCUGAUAAAAUACAACUGUUUAAAGAUAACAAAUAAUACAAAAUGCUUAACUUCAGUAACCAGUUAAUGAACAACACUAAUGGUUUGUCACGUUAUCUCUCUGCAGUGUAAUUACAUAAAGUAUUUUAUGAAAUACAUGAAAUGGGUCAAGUAGCUUUUGCAAGGAAAAUAAAGCUUAAGUCUAAGUUUCUGAGAA
This is a messenger RNA of Solea senegalensis (Senegalese sole), 2916 nucleotides long. It is a transcript of the gene tbc1d13, whose product is annotated as TBC1 domain family, member 13. The transcript has 12 exons. Gene Ontology annotation, molecular function: GTPase activator activity. Bases 78 to 1280 code for a protein of 400 amino acids. NCBI's taxonomy places the organism in Eukaryota, Metazoa, Chordata, Actinopteri, Pleuronectiformes, Soleidae. The record is from RefSeq and is a predicted model, not a curated record. Gene Ontology annotation, biological process: activation of GTPase activity; intracellular protein transport.